Molecule: messenger RNA, 1202 nt
Organism: Anopheles cruzii
Lineage: Eukaryota; Metazoa; Arthropoda; Insecta; Diptera; Culicidae
Product: transformer-2 protein homolog alpha-like
Exons: 4
Coding region: 1-753 (250 amino acids)
Biological process (GO): positive regulation of mRNA splicing, via spliceosome
Cellular component (GO): spliceosomal complex
Molecular function (GO): RNA binding
Source: RefSeq, a predicted model, not a curated record
AUGAGUCACUCAAGGAAUCAUCAUUACUAUGAGAGCUCUAGGUCACGAAGUCGCGAUCGAAAGUACCGGAGAGAGUACCGCGAGGACUCGGAGCGUUACAAUCAAAUGACGGACUAUGGCAGUGGCUCGGACUAUCGCCGCAGUUCACAGCAUCAUCGAUCACACACCUCGCACUACCAUGAACCCGCGUCCUCCACGAGCGCACAUUCUUCGUACUCGUACUCCGGCAAAGUGGUGCUGGCCGUGUUUAAUCUCAGCAUCUACACGACCGAAGCGGAACUGUACGACAUUUUCUCCAAAUUCGGACCCCUGCGUAAGACAACCGUGGUGCUAGAUGCAAAGACUGGCCGAUCACGAGGUUUCGGAUUUGUGUACUUCGAAAGUGCCGAAGACGCAAAGGUGGCUCACGAGCAGGCAAACGGUAUAGAAAUCGGUGACCGCCGGAUAAGGGUGGACUUUUCUGCCACCAACAAACCACACGAUCCGACACCCGGUGUCUACUACGGGCGAGUGUCGCACCCGAAGGCAUCGUACCACAGCGGUGGUGGUCACCCACCGCCCGGCAUGUCCUACCGCGGCUAUCAUCACUGCAGGGCAUGUGAAGUAGAAGCCCGAGACAGAGAACGCUGGGACCGGGAAGCACACUCUAGGGAUUCAUACUACUACGACAGCUACUCUACAGCAGAUCGAGGCCGAGACCGGUCCAGCCGCUCACGGAGUGAUUACUACCGUAGCGGAACCAGUAUUCGCUGACCCGUGGACGGUGGCUAACGGUCGUGAAUGGGGUGAAGGAUGCUGGUACAAGUGGUCUGCAACAGCAUCCCUAAGGCAGACAAAUGCUAACUCGCACGGAACAGCGUCUUGUAACCGUUUGCCAAGAACAGGGCACCAGAAAGAAGUUAGGAAAAGAAAAGGAAAAGGGAGCCUUUUUGUUAGAAGGCGCUGCAGACGGCUUCUAGUUUGAUUAGAGUUCUUCGGUGCUCUCAGGGCGGAAGAUGUGGUCGUUAUGAUUCGGUUGAUUCUGUUGGACAAACAGGUUUCGUUCGCGUUACCUCAACUGCCACCCAGCUCUGUGUCACAGCAGAAAGAAAAUAAAAUCAACCACCACCAUCCCGGUUAACAAUUCGCAAAGGAACUGGAUUCUGCUCGCGGUUACACUAGCGGUAUUCGGUGUGACCACCGGGUUUUUGCGCUUUACCCUC